Molecule: messenger RNA, 5075 nt
Organism: Formica exsecta
Lineage: Eukaryota; Metazoa; Arthropoda; Insecta; Hymenoptera; Formicidae
Gene: Lmx1a
Product: LIM homeobox transcription factor 1-beta
Exons: 5
Coding region: 836-2038 (400 amino acids)
Biological process (GO): regulation of transcription by RNA polymerase II; neuron differentiation
Cellular component (GO): nucleus
Molecular function (GO): DNA-binding transcription factor activity, RNA polymerase II-specific; RNA polymerase II transcription regulatory region sequence-specific DNA binding
Source: RefSeq, a predicted model, not a curated record
ACGAAACUAUCGCGUACAGAGCGUGUCCGGUGCGGAUAUCAGACGGGUGGAUGAGAGAAAGGCCGUGGAGGGAGGAAAAAGGCUCUCGGAAAUCGUCGAGGAUCAGUCUUCAUCGUUUUCACUAUAUCCGGAAUGCGGUGCAGCCGUGACAUCUCGGGCCCUGAGGAGAUCGUUCGAGAAAAUUGCCGUCUUACACCCGUGCACGGCAUCCUCGGUGUCUUGUCAUGAGACUCGGAUAACAUACGGCGCUGUCCGUAUCGAAGAACCGGUGACAGCUAAACAUACCGUACCUCGAAGCCCCGUCGUUCCUAGGCUGAAGUGACAAACGUUCAAAGUCCAAUUAAACGAGAUCGAUUGGUACCCGCGCGCAAGUGACGUGGACUAAUUUAUAGCUUUCGACCUGGACUAAUUUAUUGAAAAGUGUCUGAAGUUGUAUUACUAUAUACGUAUACCUAACGCGAGAUGCGCCAUCGCUCUUGAUAGUGUGUGAAUUUAACGAGAAAAAUUGAAUCUACUGAUAGGACAGCUUGGAUGAUCGGCGAAAUAAAACGAAUAGUGAAGCUAUAGUUAAAGAAUCUGAGAUUCCGUUGAAAUUUGAAAAGAAAUUGUUUGCCUAGAACAAAACUAAAUGCCUACAAUAAAAGAAAGAAAAUGACGAAGGCAUUUUGAGCAAAUUUCACUUAUCGACAUUGUCAUCUCAAAAAGUCUUAUUGAUGUGUGACUCCCAAGUGUUUAGUGUCGUCCAAGAAAAAACUCUUUUAACGAGGAUUUUUAAAGCGAGUUUCUAGCAGCUCGAAGAUUUUUUCCGUGUUCAAGGUUGUAACAAAUAGACACCAUGUUGGAAUUCUAUCCUCCGGCGCCUGGUUCUUUCAAUCGUCAAGGUGAACCCGGCCAGUCCUUGCCGACGGUUCCACCUAUUCCCUUCCGGCCUACAUCUGAUAAUAAUAACGCAGAGCCGUCCGUUUCCGUGAAGACGGAAUCCGGUCUUCUGGAGACGAUUUGCGCCGGCUGCGGCCGCACAAUCGCCGACAAGUACGUGAUGAGGGUGGCCGAGAGGAAUUACCACGAGGAGUGCCUCUCGUGCACGGCAUGUGGCGCGAUGCUGUCGCACUCGUGCUUCAUACGCGACCUCAAGCUCUACUGCCGUUCCGAUUACGAGAGGAUCUUCGGGGUGAAGUGCGCGCGUUGCAUGGAGAAGAUCAGCUGCUCGGAUCUGGUGAUGCGGCCGGUGUCCGGCCUGGUGUUCCACGUGGAGUGCUUCGCGUGUUGCAUGUGCGGCCAGCCGUUGCCGAGGGGCGCCCACUAUAUCCUCAGACAGGGCCAGCCGAUCUGCAGACGGGACUUUGAGCACGAAUUGUUUUUAAAUAGCCCGCAAGAUGACGACUUAUUGGAUGAGAAUCGACCACGGGACGGUCGUCGAGGUCCAAAACGGCCGCGGACGAUACUCACAUCGGCACAACGACGUCAAUUCAAAGCGUCUUUCGAGGUGUCCCCGAAACCCUGCAGGAAGGUGCGGGAGGCCCUCGCCAAGGAUACCGGCCUCAGCGUGCGCGUGGUCCAAGUGUGGUUUCAGAAUCAGCGAGCAAAGAUGAAGAAGCUUCAGAGAAAGGCCAAAACUGAGCCGGGAUCCGACAAAGAACCGAAAGAGGAGCGAAGGACGGAAAGUCCGCACAGUGAUCACAGUCAUUACUUGAACGCCCUGAACAUGCGCGAUGGGGAAUCUUCUAGCUUCCCCUCAGCCACCCAACCGCUCAACCCCAAUAACCCGUACUCGCCCGACGACGCGUAUCCAGGGCACUCGGGGGAGAGCUUCUGCAGCAGCGACUUGUCCCUGGACGGGACGGACGGCGGCUUCGACAUCGGCGAGAACGACGGCGGCGGCGCGGAUGGCAGUCAUCAGGGCGCCUCGCAUUCCCAUCACGGCUCAUCAUCGCACGACACUCCGUCGCUGUCGCAGAGCCUGCACGCGGCCAUUCACAAUCCCAUCGACAAACUGUUCAUGAUGCAGAGUAGUUACUUCAGUGGUGAUCACGCGUAAUCCAAAUUUUCCUUUCCUCAAUCUCGCGUCGCUUAUUUUGCCCUCCUCAUCGUCCCCAUCCUUUUCAGUAUCCUUCCCUCGCGUGUCCUAUCAAUUGGCUUUGUUGCGUCAACGAAGGAAUCGACAUUGCAUUUCGUUCCUUUUUCGAAAUGAUCGCGGCGAGAUAAAGAUAGAUAUUUUUCGUUCCCCACGCGACUUGUUAUUAACCCAUUUCUGGUCAACAUCAUGUAUAACUUAUUUUUCUACGCGAUAUGCAAAAUAUUUCUAAAUUUCUUUAAAGAUUUCGUGAUGUGUGUGUUGACGCAACGUCAAAACGUUCUCUUCGAAAUGUUUGCUUUUCUUCAUUGAUGAAGAAUGAAAAUCUGUAUUUAUUCCUCUGUGUGUAAUAAAUAGAUAUUCAUAAAUACAGUACAAAGAAUAUUAUUACGGAACUCUUUCCUUCUUCGUCCUAUUUUGCAUUGCGUGGCAAGGGACAACAAACUCCAUCGACGUUGAAUUAGUGCAGCGUUUCUUUUUUAGAAAAUUUUCACGCGUUCUUAAUAAUCUUGAUUGCAGAAAAAUUAUUGUGAUAAAAUAUUUUUUUCCUUUCACGGUCAAAAAUGGGUUAUAAGAAGAAAAUAACUCGAAAGAUGAUCAAAACAAAUGCUAAUAAUAAAUAUUAAUUUUUAAACAACUCUACAUAUAUUUAUUUAUUAUUAUCAAAGAAAAUAGUUUAAGAUCUUUGUUUAACAAACUAACUAGGGUAAGAGUUUACUCUAUCAUUAAUUAUUGUAUGUAACAAUUAAUAUAUAGUAGUCACAAUGUGAAAUUAUAGUAAUAACUGUGACAAUGAAAACAGCAUGAGACUAUACUCUCAUGAAGACGCGAUUUUUUUAUGUCUGUUAUUUAUUGUAGGUUUAUUUAUUUAAUUUAUUUAUAAUAUUAAUGUGUUUAACCUUAUUAUAUCCAUCUUAAUUAAUCAAUCAAAUUAAUAUAUUUUUCAGAGUUUUUCGAUGAUUUGCAAAGAUGUGUUAUAAGAUGCGCGUGAUGAAAGAGAUAAAAUUCGAUAAUACCACCGUUGAUCAGUACGUAGGAGAGAAAAUAUUGUUUAAAUGGAAAUACUAUACUUUUGUUCACUCAUCUCUUUCAAGUACUUUUUGAGCAACAAGAUAAGAUAAAAAUGAAUAUAGGAGAGUUAGACUGUAUCAGCAAAUCUACAAGAUUUCGAAUUUGUCAGAUGAUUAUUGACUAUUAAUGUAUGACUAAAAAAUUUAAAAAAAAUUAUACUAUAAAAAAAUAUACUUUCUCUAAAAAUAUCUAAAAACGUAUACUCUAAAAAAUUAUACUAUAAAAACUGCAAUCUAUUUUUCAUGUAUAAAACGGUAUAUUUAAAUGUUUGAUGUACAUUAUAUUUGUUCCGUGAGAUCGUUACUAAUCUACAAAUUGCAUCGCAACUAUCGCAACUAAUAGUCAUUAUUGCAUCUAUUUGUUCUGCUUCUAAUAAUAGGCUAUUUGCAAAGAUUUUCAUUCGUUCUGUUUGGUAUUACGCUAUUAUUCUAGUAUAACAACUAUCGGAGCGAGGCAAUAUAUUUGUCGAUAAUAACGCAUUAACUCGCGGCGCGAAUAAAAGUUAACAAUUAGCCAUUGUUAUUUUAUAACAUAUAUCUUCAUCAUAAAUAUCGAUACAAUUUUUAUUAUAAAUAUUCCUAGUAACAGGACUUUAUAUUUCUCAUCGCUUAUAAGACUAAUUUAAAAUUUGCUUAGAUAGGAAUAAUUCGACAACUAUUCCUCGUCAACAAUGUAACACAUUAGAAAUAAUUAUUAAUAGUCAACAAUAAUACCUUGUGAUUUUCGGAAUAUACUUUCGAGUUAUGUAUAUUGCUUUCGCAGCCUGAGAAAUGCUUUACGUUAUCACUACAAUAUAGUGAUAUCUUUUCAGUCUAAGAUUAUGUUGAUUGAUAUAUUAAACAAUGUUUCUAUAAUGCCGAACAAAGUAAAAUUAUAUAAACAAGUAAAAAUAUAAUAUGUUUUAUUCCGUUAAACAAAAAUAUAUAUAUCUCAAAUGUGUUGCAUAUUUGUAAAAAGAUAUUGUCAAAAUAAUUGCGCGAUUAUUCAUCGAGUAAAAUUACGUAGAGAAAGUAAAACGUAAUAAAAAAUUAAGAUAAUGUGACGUAAUGGAAUAUUCACGGUUUACAUUAUAUGCUAUAGAAAUUUUCAAUUAUUAUCUAAUUUUCUGAUUAUAUUUUGUUUGAAGAGAUUUAUAUAUAUAUAUAUAGAUGUUUAUAAAAAAUUAUAAAGUCUUUUUUUAUGAUUCAUAUUAUAAAUAUAAUUUAAAAUUGUAUACAUAGAUAGAUUUGCUUUUGCUUGUUCGUUUUACGCUUAUAUUUCUUAGAAAUAUAUUUUCAUUUACCCUGCGGCGUGCAUUUCUAGAGAGCAUUUUCGACGGUAGAAAAUAAAACGUAUAUGCAUAUAUUAAUAUAUGAUAUGAUUUUUUAUGUAUAUUACUUUCAUUUUCAAUUGUUUGAACACUGUUUUGUCGAAACAAUGUCUUUAAUGACAUGACGCAAUUCUUAUGGUUAAAAUUUUCUUUAACACAAUUUUUUUUUUUUUUUCUUAAACUUUAAGAUUCGAAAGAUUUAAAACUCGAUGAUAAAACUGUAAAAUGAUACAAUAUAGAAAAAUUUUACGAGAUUAGACUCAAAUUUCUUAUCGACAACGUAAUAUUGAGACAUUUCUCACGAUAAGGAUGUCGCAAUAAUAUAAUCACAAUAAUCAUAUUACUGAUAAAGAAAAUUUUAUGCCUUGUAUAUAUUUAAUAACAACUAUUUUUUCGCAAGAGAAAUAAAGUAUCUCAUUUCAAUUAAAUAUUUGUUCUAUUCUCCUUAUCAAAUAUCAAUGAUACAACUUGAUAAUUUCUGCUUUGUAUUCCUUAUGUAUUCCUAAUCAUUAGUAUAAAUUGAAGCACAAAAUAUAUUUAUCUACGAAUUUCUAAUAUACGUUAGAAUUUAGAUUACAAUGUUGACUUUUUGUUGUGACAUCCAAAAAAAAAAAAAAAAAA